AUGAACUCGGGAGUUAGCACGCUGUGCAGGAAUGUGGGGAGAUUCGGUGGAGCGCGCUAUAGACUAUUGGCAAAGCGGCAUCUCGGGAAUUUCGAAACACCACGGUUUAUAAGAUCAUAUGCUGUACCACCAACGUCACCAAACAAUACUAGCCCGCUUGGUGCUGAUAACACCGUGGAGAAUAACCUUCAAACGGAGACCAAUAGACUGGAUAAGACGGGUACGAAAUUCUGGAAAGAUGUGUCAUUGAAUGAGAGUAUAGAACCUGGGAAGACGCACAUACAAUUAGACUCUAAAUCAAUAAGGACCCCCAUGGGUAAUUCACUAGCUGUCUCGAAGAGUAACCAAUUUUUAGCAUGUUUGCUCAGGAAAGAAUGGGCGAACUUACCAGACCUGUCUGUCAAACCGUACUCAUUGCCCCUAACUUCGUUGGUAUCCCGUUGCAUUGACUUGGAAGUUUCGAACGCAGUAAACGCAGCUCCUGAUUUGGUAGUGAAAAUUGGUGGUGAUAGACAUACAAUAAAUAAGGAUCUACUGAGGUAUUUGGAUACAGACACCUUAUUAGUUUUCUCUCCCAGGGACGAAUUCGAAGGUGCCCUGAGAGAAGAACAGGAUACAUUAUACUUGCCAAUUAUCAAAGCAGUUGAACAGUUUCUGACUGAUAAUUUCUCCAAGAAAACAGUACAUUUGAAAAUACUCGACGCCGAUGUUCAUGGUAUAGCGAGUAACAUGCAAUCUGCAGAUUGCGUUGAGUCUGCUACCAAGUACCUGAACUCUUUGUCACCAUGGAAUCUAGCACUCUUUGAAAAAACCGUUUUAACGACGAAAUCUUUUAUAUGUGGGAUCCUGUUGAUUGAAAAUAAAACCAAUCCCGUGCAUCAAAAAAACUUAACCUAUUCGUUAGACGAGAUUGAAAGAGCCGCCACAUUAGAAAUUAUUUAUCAAACUGACAGGUGGGGAGAGGUGGAGGACACACACGACGUAAAUAAGCACGACAUUAAAAGGAAUCUUGCCGCAGUUGCGGUUGCAGCGUAUAAAAAAACGAAUCCUUAA
Messenger RNA from Huiozyma naganishii CBS 8797, 1053 nucleotides. RefSeq names its product ATP synthase complex assembly protein ATP12 (gene ATP12). The record is from RefSeq and is a predicted model, not a curated record. NCBI's taxonomy places the organism in Eukaryota, Fungi, Ascomycota, Saccharomycetes, Saccharomycetales, Saccharomycetaceae. The coding region runs from base 1 to 1053 and encodes 350 amino acids. The transcript has a single exon. Gene Ontology annotation, cellular component: mitochondrion. Gene Ontology annotation, biological process: mitochondrial proton-transporting ATP synthase complex assembly.